GGAAUCCCUUGCUUCAAGGUGGAAACGGAACUGGAUCUUGUCCACACCGCACGCUUCUUUUCUCUUCCAUCUUUCCCCCCUUCUCCUCAGCGGCAUCGCCACGACCCCCCGAGAGCAGUUCGUCAAAGUUUCAGAGUACGAACUUUCAAGUAAGGAUAGGAGGGUCCCGGAGUGCUUUGUUUGUUCGGGUUAAUUACGGGAGGACGAAUCUUACCGGCCGAAGAACAAAAGGAGGUCCCUCAGUGGUCACUGCCGUGGUGAAAGGCUUGAGAGGGAACAAUGCCCCCCAGCAGUUCGUCUUUCACGGCGUUGAACUUGCCAUCAACCUUCUCUCUGCCGCAAUGCAUGGAAUACUUCACCCUCACCGCCGGUCCUAACACGGAUCUUUGGCGCAAGCCACCGAACCGGGAUACCGCAACGGCUCCUAUCGUGUUCACUUCUCUGCGGAGUCCGUUUGUAGUCGCCGAGGUCACCGUCACGGCGGACUGGGAGAUGGAAUGGGACCAGGGAGGCCUGGUGAUCUUUGCCGGCGCGGCACCUCAGUCGUUCUCAUCCGACGGUGUUCCGCUCCCUUCGGGGACACGAUCGGGUCGCCAUGGGUACUCGCAGACGGCACGACCCUGUAAAUGGGUCAAGGCGGGCAUGGAAUUCAGUUCGGGCACCAUGAACGCAUCUUCAGUAAGCGCAACCGCCGACGGCGCGGACUGGUGUCUUUCACCACUUGCUAUUCCCGACCGGGGACCGUCUGCUGUCCAUUCGUUGCGUAUCAAGUUGGAGCGGAUCGGACAUUCGCUUUGGAUCUGGUACCAGGUGCCGUCGGCGGUACCAUAUGCAAUGACCCCGGGGGCCGUGAGCAGCACGUGGAAAAAGCUGCGGGAAGUGACAUGGUUCUUCUAUGGGGUGGAGGAUAAGUUUGUCCACGUGGGAGUCUAUGCUAGUCGCCCGCACAGCCUGCCUCGCACCGGGACGAUGUGGGAGAUGGUCAACGGCCGGGGGAUGGACGGUACGGCCGCGGGCGAUGGCCUGGUCGUUGAAUUUGAAGACCUGGAGAUUCUCUAAUAUGGAACAUCAUUUGAUUUUGCUUGUCUUGUUAAUUUGCUUCGUUCAAGCUGCGACCUUGGACCUUUACGAGUCGACGACUUCCCUUUGGGGUACUGGAUUCAGGAGCUGGGUGCAUUGCGGGAAAUAGCGAGCAUGGA
Molecule: messenger RNA, 1199 nt
Organism: Aspergillus ibericus CBS 121593
Lineage: Eukaryota; Fungi; Ascomycota; Eurotiomycetes; Eurotiales; Aspergillaceae
Exons: 1
Coding region: 280-1059 (259 amino acids)
Source: RefSeq, a predicted model, not a curated record